This is a messenger RNA of Malurus melanocephalus (red-backed fairy wren), 745 nucleotides long. RefSeq names its product serine protease 1-like. The record is from RefSeq and is a predicted model, not a curated record. Gene Ontology annotation, molecular function: serine-type endopeptidase activity. The transcript has 5 exons. Gene Ontology annotation, biological process: proteolysis. Lineage: Eukaryota; Metazoa; Chordata; Aves; Passeriformes; Maluridae. Bases 308 to 745 code for a protein of 145 amino acids.
CUGAACUGGGCUGAACUGGGCUGAACUGGGAAAGGCUCUUAGGGCCUCCGGAAGUGAACUGGGCUGAACUGGGAGUGCCUGGGCCAAACUGGGCCGAACUGGGCCGAACUGGGCUGAACUGGGAGGAACUGGGAAAGCCUCCGGAAGUGAACUGGGCUGAACUGGGAGUGCCUGGGCCAAACUGGGCCGAACUGGGCCGAACUGGGCUGAACUGGGCUGAACUGGGCGGGGUCGCCGGACCGGCCGGGGCGGCUCCGCGGGGAUUUAAAGCGGCGGCGCCUUCCUCACCCUCCUCCUCCUCCUCCCCAUGGAGCGCCUGCUGCCCCUGCUGCUGCUGGCCACUGCGGCCGCCGCCGAGGACGAGAACCGCAUCGUGGGCGGGGCCAAGUGCAAGCAGAAGCUCCACCCCCACCAGGUGCUGCUGCUGCAGCCGGGGGGCGGAGUCCACUGCGGGGGCGUCCUGAUUGGCCGCAGCUGGGUGCUGACCGCCGCCCACUGCCAGAGCGACAGCUGGGUGCUGACCGCCGCCCACUGCCAGAGCGACAGACCUGUCCCCUCACCUGUCCCCUCACCUGUCGGGCCCCCAGGUGCGUUCCCGGACGUGCUGCAGUGCGGCAUUGUGUACACCUGGUCCAACGCCGCCUGCGCUCACCUGUACCCCGGCGCCAUCACUCCCAACAUGCUUUGCGCCGGCGGCCGCGAGGGCGACGACACCGACUCCUGCCAGACAUCCAGGAACACCUGA